AUGGACGGAGGAGCAGUAGUCAGUGGCGGCGAGGCCAGCGCUGCCAGCGCUGCAGCAGGAGCCCAUGCAGCUGGCGAAGGAGCAGCUCCAGUGCACAGCAGCCACCACCAUGCCGAGGAUCACGCCAAUACUCAGCAGACAUUCGUUUAUCACCGGGAGCAGGACUCCCCUCAACCCAAAUCACGGCCGAUUUCACUGUCCGACUUGCAAGAAGCUCGUAAACGUUAUCUAGAGCCGAUUACGCAUUCCGCUUCGGAUUUGGAGCAUUAUUUUACCGGUCCUCGUGAUAUCAGCAGACACACCAAAUGGCCCCUCUUUCUCCGAAUGGACGGCAGCAUCCUGCCGCGCCUGAUUCUUCCCUUGAUUUUCAUGGCCGGCUGGUCCACGGCAAUUACGUGCAUUCAUAUUAUAGUUCAUCCUCUGACUGUGUCCAACAUUCUGCUUACUGUCCUCGGUUUCGUGGUCGGUUUGGCCCUGUCGUUCCGAAGCACGACUGCCUACGAACGUUAUGCCGAUGGCCGCAAGUACUGGGCUUCGGUCAUUCAGACAUCCCGCAAUAUGGCCCGUACUAUCUGGGUGCAUGUCAAGGAACGUCCUGGCGAGGAGGGAAAAGAGGAUGUUCUCGGCAAAGUAACCGCCAUGAACUUGCUUCUCGCCUUCUCCGUCGCGCUCAAACACAACCUCCGCUUCGAGCCAGCCAUUGCCUACCAAGACUUGGUCGGUCUAGUCGGUCACUUGGAAACAUUCGCCAAGGAAGCACACGACCCGGAACUGUUGACCCCUCCCCGUCACUCGCUCUGGAAACACGCUGGCAUGUAUCUCGGAGUCACAUUCGCAGAAUCCAAUCCCCGAAAACUGAUCAAGCGCGCAAAGAAGCCACUGGGUCAUUUGCCUCUGGAAAUUUUGAACCAUUUGUCUGCGUAUAUUGAGCACUGCGAAAAAGGGGAACUUCUCAAGUCGGCGUUGCACCAGGGUCAACUCAUCAACUCGGUCGCUGCAUUGAACGAAGCCCUGACCGGCUCCGAGCGAGUCCGCGAUACACCCCUGCCCGAAGCUUAUAGCAUUGCCAUUUCGCAAAUCUCCUGGAUCUAUAUCCUGGUCCUGCCCUUCCAGCUAGUCAGUCUGAUGAAUUGGAUUGCCAUUCCCGGAUCAAUUGUGGCCGCAUACAUCAUCCUCAGCUUCGUCGCCAUCGGCCGCGAACUCGAAAACCCCUUUGGCGACGAUGUCAACGAUCUCCCCCUCGACUCGUACUGCCGCCAGAUCGCCUCCGAAAUCGACAUCAUCACCGCCACCCCGGCGCCCAAGAUGAUGGACUUUAUGAAAAGCAGCGACAACUUUGUAUUCUACCCAUUGAGUCUGGAAGGUUUCGAUAAGUGGCAGGAGCGUAGCAUGUCUGAGAUUCGGGCUGCGCUGAGGACAAAGGUGAUUGCCCAGAAGAAGGCUCUUGAUGAUGAGGCUGGGAUUGUGACUUUUGCGCCGAAUUUGAAGUCGGAUGAUUGA
This is a messenger RNA of Talaromyces amestolkiae, 1500 nucleotides long. RefSeq lists its product as uncharacterized. Lineage: Eukaryota; Fungi; Ascomycota; Eurotiomycetes; Eurotiales; Trichocomaceae. The record is from RefSeq and is a predicted model, not a curated record. Bases 1 to 1500 code for a protein of 499 amino acids. Gene Ontology annotation, molecular function: chloride channel activity. The transcript is spliced from 5 exons.